AUGGCCAAGGACGCCCUCGUUGCAAUUCGUGGAUGCCAGCAAAAUGGACAAAUUUCGCGAACCUUUCGAGGCGACGCGGUCACAAUCCAUUACUCCGACGCCUUCUGUCUCAAGUUUCUGCGCCGUCUGGAUCGCGGAGGGUUGCUUCUUCUUUCAUUUCCCUUUUUUCCCACUUCUUCUCAAAGUGGACAUAGGAAGAAGUAG
Molecule: messenger RNA, 204 nt
Organism: Pyricularia pennisetigena
Lineage: Eukaryota; Fungi; Ascomycota; Sordariomycetes; Magnaporthales; Pyriculariaceae
Exons: 2
Coding region: 1-204 (67 amino acids)
Source: RefSeq, a predicted model, not a curated record